AUGUGUGAGGUUGGCGUAUGUGCCAUCUCGUGCUGCAGGCUCCGCAGCAUCCAGCACAUGCUGGUGACUGGACUGACAGUGGUUUCCAUGCUAGACAUGGCUCCCAAUGCAUUUGAUGAUCAGUAUGAGGGCUGUGUCGAAGAAAUGGAGGAAAAGGCACCUGGGUUUUUACAGGAAGACUUCAGCAAGAAUGAGGAAUUAAAACUUGAGUGGGAAAAAGCAGAGAAAAGAUGGGUGGAGAUCAAAAAUAGGAUAAGUUAUCCAGAAGGUUUCCAUGAUUUCCAUGGAACAGCUUUAGUUGCCUACACUGGGGACAUCUACAGAAGCUUUAAUAAUGCUAUUAGAAACUUCAAAAUAAAUCCUGGUAACUUCCACUACAAGGGCUUCCAUUACUACCUAACAAGAGCUCUUCAGCUUUUGAGUAACCAGGAUUGUCGUUUAGUUUACCGAGGCUCUAAGACCAAGUUUCAUUACCCUGGGACGGGCUCUGUGCGAUUCGGGCAUUUUGCAUCCUCAUCUUUAACUAAGAGAGUAGCUCUUUCAGGGCCAUUUUUCAGUGUUCAUGGAACACUAUUUAUCAUCAAAACCUGUUUGGGUGUUUAUAUCAAAGAAUUUUCCCACUUCUCUUCGGAAGAGGAGGUGUUAAUUCCAGGCUAUGAAGUAUAUCACAGAGUCACAACACAAAAUGCUGAAGGGUAUAACCAAAUUUCUCUGGACUCCCCACAAAGGAAGAAGAGCAACUUUAAUUGCUUCUAUAGUGGUUCCACUCAAACAGAGAACAUUAUCGGCUCAGGAUCCAGAGAGAGCUGUGUAUCCCUGUUCCUUGUGGUUCUCCUCGGUCUUCUGGUCCAGCUGCUUGCUCUUGCUGAGCUGUAGCCCUCUCCUAUCUGCAGUUUGUGGGUCUGAGUCCUCAAGGGAGGCCAAGGGGCAAGCACUUGAUUGGUUGUUUAAGAUCUGUGGUAGGGGGAAGAAUG
Mastomys coucha (southern multimammate mouse) is the source of this 974-nucleotide messenger RNA. Its product is annotated as T-cell ecto-ADP-ribosyltransferase 1-like. The transcript has 3 exons. Gene Ontology annotation, molecular function: NAD+ poly-ADP-ribosyltransferase activity; NAD+-protein-arginine ADP-ribosyltransferase activity. The coding region runs from base 1 to 876 and encodes 291 amino acids. NCBI's taxonomy places the organism in Eukaryota, Metazoa, Chordata, Mammalia, Rodentia, Muridae. The record is from RefSeq and is a predicted model, not a curated record.